Brachypodium distachyon (stiff brome) is the source of this 915-nucleotide messenger RNA. Its product is annotated as ervatamin-B. Gene Ontology annotation, cellular component: lysosome. Gene Ontology annotation, molecular function: cysteine-type endopeptidase activity. Lineage: Eukaryota; Viridiplantae; Streptophyta; Magnoliopsida; Poales; Poaceae. The coding region runs from base 1 to 915 and encodes 304 amino acids. The record is from RefSeq and is a predicted model, not a curated record. The transcript has a single exon.
AUGGCCGCGAGAGCAGUGCUGGCCGCCGCCGUUCUGAGCGUCUUCCUAGUCGUCGUGGUGUCCUCUUCUCCGGCGCCGGCGCCGCCCUUCACGGAGCACGGCGGCGACUUGAGCGACAUGAGCAGCGAGGAGCUCAAUGCCGCCGGCUAUGGCGGCUGCGUCUACCCCGAGAACAACGCUACGCCGCCCCAUGACGACAACAACAACAUCAAUGGCGGCGUGCAGGAGGACGCGUGGCUGGAGCCGCCGGCGCAGAAGGACUGGCGCGUGGAGGGCGCCGUGGCGGCCGUCAAGAACCAGAACCCGUGCAGCAGCUGCUGGGCUUUCGCGGCGACGGCUGCCGUGGAGUCCCUGGUGGCCAUCAAGACCGGCAGCCUCGUAGCCCUCUCGGAGCAGCAACUCGUCGACUGCGACACCGCCAAGCCCAACAUCGGCUGCGGCGGCGGUCUCAGGUCGAACGCCUUCAAGUACAUCGCCGCCCAGGGGCUGACAUCCCAAGAACACUACCCGUACGAGGGCAGCCAGGGCACGUGCGAGGUGGACUUCGAGACGCCAGUCUUUGCCCGCAUCAACGGCUACGCCUUCGUGCCGCCCAACGACGGCGACGCCAUGCUUAGGCGGGUGGCGCUGCAGCCAGUGGCGACGAUCAUCCACAUCAGCAAGACGGUCAUGAUGCGGUACCACGGCGGCGUCUUCAAGGGGCCGUGCGGCAGCAACCGCAUGUGGCACGCCAUGACCGUGGUCGGCUACGGCAGCCACCAAGGCGACGGGGACUACUGGGUGGUGAGGAACUCGUGGGGGACGCGCUGGGGCGAGGGUGGGUAUAUGCACAUCAGCCGCGACGGCGGCGGCAAGUCCGGGGUCUGCGGCAUCCUCUACAACGCUAUGUACCCUCUCUGGGGGAAAAGUCUCUAG